CAUCAAGCUAAUUGGACAGACAUUUAAGGUAAACUAUUUAAAGCAAAUUCCCAUCCACUGUAUCCCAUUCGAGCGGGUGCUGUAGGCAGAAGUGUAUUAAUAGGACCCUUUAGGAUCAAACCCGAAUCGUUCCGACGUCGAGCUGCGAGCAGACGACAAUAUGACGAAAUUGGCUUUGGUUUUCGUGCUCUUUGCGGCCACAAGCCUCAUCGACGCCCAUGGCCCACCCUGCGCUGCCACCGACAACAACUGCAGAUGCACUCGUAUACUGGAAGGAGCCCUCCGAGGGGGAGGACUUGGACAUGGGGGCGGAGGACACGGGGGUCGAAAAAGCUGGGGAGGAGGAGGAGGAAGAUGGGGAGGAGAAGCAGGACAAUAUGGAGGAGGACGGAAGAAGAGGCAUGGUGGAAGAGGAGAAGGAAUGGGAGGACGAAGGGGCCAAGAUAUGACAGACUGCGCUAAUGAAGUCGGAGUUACAGUGCCUCCCAGGCCAGAAUGGGGAGUCACUCCGAAACCAGAGCUUCCUGAUGCAUUACGCAACUGCCUGAUCAGGAAGGGAUUGGAAAGGAACUCACUGCUGACUACCACAGGAGAGAUCAAGCAGACUGAAUUGGUCACAUCUCUGACGGGAAGUCUCACAAACAACAGAUGGGAUCCCCUGACUGCAGACCAAGUUACUGCUAUCACCAACGAAGUGCCUGCAUGUGACACAAGCACAAAGUCACAAACAAAUAAUUUCUUACUCUUCCAAAACUGCCUGGUGACGAAAUGCACUACGACCCUGACUGCUGGUUAAGGAUCCAUCCCGAAGACCUCCUAACUUCACGGGAUGACGCACCCAAUCCUCAGCAAAGAUUUGACCUCUCGAUGUUGAGGAAGAAAAAAUGUUACUGGAGAGAACAAACACAAAGCCAUCAACUUUGAAGACCCAGUUAUUUCAUGAAUAAAUUUUAUGCAUAUU
This is a messenger RNA of Macrobrachium nipponense, 961 nucleotides long. Its product is annotated as rRNA 2'-O-methyltransferase fibrillarin-like. NCBI's taxonomy places the organism in Eukaryota, Metazoa, Arthropoda, Malacostraca, Decapoda, Palaemonidae. The record is from RefSeq and is a predicted model, not a curated record. The transcript has 6 exons. Bases 161 to 796 code for a protein of 211 amino acids.